CAGAAGAAGAGAAACACGAACGUCAUUAAUUCAACAUGGCGCGGGAAACCCGGGAACAGCUGAAGAUGGAAGUUGGACAAGUGAACGAAGAGGUCGAAGAUCUACCUCCGUCGACUCUUAAACUGUACGAGACGCAGUUCUUUGGCUUCACCCCGAAUACCUGCAUGUUGCGGCUCUACAGCGCCUUCCAGGACUGCCUGAACGACAUAUUACCCGUCGUGGAGAAGGUGUGUGUGAGGCAGCUCGGCAAAGGCGAGUCUUCCAGAGCCGACGAGCAGCUCCGGGCCAGGGAGUGUAGCCGUAGUCUGCAGCAGUUUCUGAACGACCGGUUCAAGGAACUGUCGCAGAGGAUGGACGCGCUGCUGGUGAACCGCUGCUUCUCGGUGCCGCCCAAUGUGCUGCUGCCCGAGGACCAUUCACACAAGGACUACCCUCAACACAUACAGGACGUGCUGAAGCUGGAGUCGUCCUUCACUGACCUCCAGAGGUCAUACGAAGCAGAAGUGUAUGCCCGGCAGGCGCUGCAGGCUGAGCUGGAGGAGCAGAAGGAGGUGCAGAAGCAGCUUGACGGGAUCCUGACAUGGGUCAGAGAGCUGCAGGCGGCCUGGGUGAAGGAAGGUAACGCCAGCUUCCAUGAAAGUUUCCGCGUGGUGAUGGAGUCGGUAAAGAAGCUGCAGGCGGCCGUCAGGGAGGUCUGCCACAAGGCGCCUCAUUGAACUGACCUCAUAUCUGUAAAAAAGACAUUUCUCCACAACUUUUAUUGCUUAUUCUGUUUUUAUUCUAUCUGAACUUUAUAAAAUUACCCCCUCCUAAUUAUCCCCAUUUACAUCUUGAUUAAAAAAAAUCCACAAUGAAUUCAGGCUCCAAAGUAUUGAAAUAUUGUAAACCAGCAUAAAUGACACGUGUUACACACGUUUGUCUUCUUUCCCUGUAAAAGAAGACAAAGUCUGAUGCUGAAACAUUUGCUUUGAUGCCUUUACGAACAUCAACCGUAAUCUAGUGCAGUUAAAGACCUUGAAAACACACAUCAGUUUAGUCUACUUUCUUACAGCAAUUUUCUUUCUCAUAGAAUGUACAUUUUAUAUGUUGUUGGAAGUGAGUGAUAACCCUUCAUGACAUCGUCACAGGUAAACAUUGCUAACUGUCACAUGUACUCUAGGUUCAUUUUUAACUGAUGCUGACUCACCUGGAAGUGUGACAGGUGUGCAUACCAUUUGCAAAACUCUUCAUCUUUUUAAACUGUUAAACUCUUUUAAAUUUAAAAGCCCCAUCCUCUCAAUUCAAGGGGCAACCUUUACAGUUUUUAUUAGCAUUUUGACAUGGGCCCAUGUAUAUUUCCCAUCAUAGUAUCCGUCAGUCUUUAAUCCUCCUGAUUUCUGACAUCUAUAUUUACCCUAAUUUACUCUGUCUCUAAACCAUAGGCUGUAUAUGCUAUAAACUCCACUCAGAUUUCCCCUUAGACACCUUUCAUUUCCUUAUCUUUAUUUGUAACUUGGCGUUGUUGUAUUUGUGUUAUUGUCAUUUUACUGCAUUCCUGAGGUGUUAAUAAUAACAACGACGUGUCCAUCCUCCCAAGAGCCACAGUUUUUGAGGUGCCGUGAUGCCCAGCAGAGGACGCUCUCUGCCUGUUAACGCCACUCCUCCAGUCUGACCCAGUUGCACUUAAGUAAAGCGCUAAUUGAACCCUUAAAUAAACAGUCUGUGUGAAGCUAAUACAUUUGCAAAUGAGCAUUAAAUAACAUUGUAGAAAGCUCCAAGAAUCUUUGUGUUGAUGGAGACACUGGAGGAACAUAAAGUACAUUUACAAUUCUGAGAGAUUGGUUUCCAAUGCUAGCUCUUCAUUUAGUCUCACUGUAGAUUCGAGUUUUAAAAAAUGUUGUCCUCUAAUUUUGAAUUCUAUUAAAUGUGUUUAUUGCACACACUGGACCACAGUUUGUGAAAAACUAAUAUUGGGUUUGAUGUAAAAUUAGAAUUAACACUAACUAUAUAUUCACAUUGCAGAAAAGGAUAGGAAACAAUACAACUUUUGAUGCAACAUUUAAAAGUGUAAUUGUUGCAAUUUGUAAAACAUACAUACAGCCCUGGGAAAAAUAAGAUAUACAUUUUUCUUAAAUCUCAAUCUCUACAUGUAUGGCAGCCAUUCCAGUGUUUGUUGAAUUCCAACCCAGUAUUAGUUUUCAGUAUUUUAUAGAAUACAAUAAGAACAGGAAAAAUAACUCCACUCAAAGACACAUCUAUAAAUGGUAAAACCAGAGAAACUGAUAAUGCUGCAGUGGUCUCUUUAUUUUUUUCCAAAGCUGCAUGUGCUAUCAGAUUUCUAAAUAACCUAACUCUUCCAUAAAAUAAUUCCCCAUCAAUAUGUGACUCUAAUAUUAAACACAAAUGUAACUACAGACAUCUGGACAGAAACAUAACAGAAAUACCAGAAUGGCAAUAAAACGCAGUGACAUUUUUACCUUUGUAAGAGGCUAUUUGCAAUUUACUGGUUUGAAAAGAUUUAUACACAACAACAAAUAUAAAAUAAAGAGAUGCAUUUCCUCCAAUUUCA
Eleginops maclovinus (Patagonian blennie) is the source of this 2548-nucleotide messenger RNA. RefSeq names its product MIS12 kinetochore complex component (gene mis12). Gene Ontology annotation, biological process: mitotic sister chromatid segregation; kinetochore assembly; mitotic cell cycle. Gene Ontology annotation, cellular component: nucleus; MIS12/MIND type complex; chromosome, centromeric region. The record is from RefSeq and is a predicted model, not a curated record. The transcript has 2 exons. The coding region runs from base 36 to 716 and encodes 226 amino acids. NCBI's taxonomy places the organism in Eukaryota, Metazoa, Chordata, Actinopteri, Perciformes, Eleginopidae.